AUGGCUCGUAUUCAACACAUUCAUCCAGCUUCCGUAUUGGCCUCCCCGGCUCCAAAGUCACAUCGAGAAUUUCGCGCUCUGCGACAACCGCAAGAGCAACCACGCACAAGCAAAUCUGGUGAUAGAUGCCAACCACCACGCUCACAAUCCCGAUCACCCAUGAGAGCAACUCGUCCAGACUACCAUACUACAUCCGUCCCAACUCAAACUACCCCAUUGCACAUGAGAGUCAAUAGUAAACACGAUCGCUCAGAAACUAUCAUGAGACUUGAACAAGGAGGAAAAGUCAGUGACAACAGAUCUCUUAUCUCAGAUCUUGACAUGGAAUCCCUAAAGGCAAACCCUCACUGGCAUCCAUCCAGAGACCCUACCUUUAUUCCGUUUGUACCCCCAACCGAGAUUACCAUUAUCACCAAAGAGCCCAUUCGGGAAGAACCUGCUAGUGCUCCUCCUGCCAACAGAUCGUCCACCAGUGUUGUCGGUGGAAGAAAUCCAAUCACUGGAGCCGACUUUGUUCUGCGGCAAAGCAAAGAAUAUAACCCUGCAAAGGUAGAGGAAGAUCAUUCAUCCUUCAACACCAGCGAAACGGAAGACAUUCUGAGCGAUGGUUACGGCUCCACCGAGACCAUGAUGCAAGGAAAGAGUCGUAAAGGUCUCCUGCGUCGAGAGAUUAGCAACCUGCUUCUCAAGAAGGUCAAUGUCUUUAAGCGAACAGGAACCCCAAGCCGAGGAGUCUUUCGCGUCCAAAGUCGCAGCGGCUGUAUGGUAUAA
Cylindrotheca closterium is the source of this 771-nucleotide messenger RNA. The record is from the annotation of a GenBank genome assembly. NCBI's taxonomy places the organism in Eukaryota, Bacillariophyta, Bacillariophyceae, Bacillariales, Bacillariaceae.